Molecule: messenger RNA, 431 nt
Organism: Adineta steineri
Lineage: Eukaryota; Metazoa; Rotifera; Eurotatoria; Adinetida; Adinetidae
Source: the annotation of a GenBank genome assembly
AUGAAAUCCUUAUCGAUCAUUGCUAUUACCCUUUUUGCUCUUGUUGCACUGAGUUCAAGUGUUCCUGUUACCAACCAACAAACAGAAGAUCAAGCUCGUUUCGAUUUCUACAAUGAUUUCUUUGCUGGUCUUGCGUCUAAUCUUGUCUCAACAGUAGCCGGUUCGUUACAAGGUCUCCUUACCACACUUAUCACUGAAAAUCCAUUAAACGUUGGCAAACGUGAUGUUGAAACUGAUUUACAAGCUCGAGUUAAUCCAUUCACAUUUCUCUAUGAAAAUGUUCUUCAACAAUUCUUUACUGGUAUUGUUACCAAUGCUUUUGGCGCCGCUACUGAUGGUCUCCUCAACUUGAUCGAAACUAAUCCAUUAGGUGUUGGCAAACGCGAUGUUGAAUCUCGAGUUAAUCCAUUCACAUUUCUUUACGAAAAUGU